UCGCGCCCCGCGCCGGUCCCCGCCCCGCGUACCACCCCGCGCCUGGCCACGCGCCCAACCCCGCGCCCUGCGGGCGGUGGCCUGGGCGACGCUGGGAGGCGCCGGGCGAGGCCAUGUACUCGGUGCCCGAGCUGUAUUCGAGGCGGAGGCGCCUGGACUGGCAGACCUCGACCCUGCUGGAACAAUUGGGAUUGCGACUAGGGAUGUGGUACUGGAAAGAUGAGACCAGAACUCUUGAAUUCAGAAGUUUCAUGCCUGCGGUGGAACUCAAGGAGAAAGGAAAGAAAGGCAGAGCCGUUCACUUUGCCGAAAUGGAUGGCUCAGCUUCAGAAAGGUUGACAGAUAAAAGGCUUGCCUCAAGAGACGCGACCAAAGCCUUAGAGAAGCGAGGCCGGCUGGGCUGCGUGACGCUGGAUGAUGUGAAGUUUGUCGUGCUGCUCUUGCUGCAGGACUCUGAGAAGCAGCGCAUCUGUUCCUUUACAACGUUUAUGAGGUGCGUCGUGCCGGCGAGACGUUCUCGAACGUUCACCCUCAUUCUGCAGGCCUCCCGUCAGCUAAGUGAGGACAAACCCGCUUUCUGGAGAAACUGCACGAGGCUGGCUCCUAGGAAUAAGAGUCUUGACAAUUUCCUCAUGGCAUUAUUGUACUACUUAGCAUAUUACUUGGAAAAAAACUCACUGGAAAAGAAACCCAAAAGCUAUAUGGUAGGCCUUGUGGAGAAAAAAGAGAUGGAGCUGGCUGCGAGUAAGUUGGAAGCAGCGCAGAGAUACCUGGCGCAGAAGUACUGUGUCCUCGUGCUGGGCCUGGGCAUGCCGGACAAGCACCACAUGUCCUGUGGGAAGGAGAAAAUCUCAGAUACGCAGAAAGACUGGAAAUUCUUUGAGUGUUUUUACACUUUCUGCACGUAUGUGGCUUGGGUUGUCUUCCGGCGUCAGCACUUGACAGAGAUUGAGGAAGAGGUAGGACGGCUCUUCCGUACCAGCAUGUUCAACAUCCCUCGAAGAAAACGUGAGGACGAAGAAUUAGGAGGGGAGAAGAAACGCAUGACCUUCGUGCAGUUCAGGAGAAUGAUGGCAAAACGGCCAGCAAUCAAGAAAGCCAUCAAUAUGCGCUCCCCCGUCAUGUCCACCCUGCUGCCCUCUCACCGGGAAAAAGCUCAGACUAUCGUUGAGAAAAAGUAUCUUCAAGUAGGCGCCAAACUCCCGGCUCAGACACACCUGGACUUUGUACCCCUGCCGAAAGCUGGCAUCUUGGGGGAGCCUCGGUCUCUGUUCAACCCGCACACCCUUCUCCCCCUUGAGCCUGAGGAGACCGUGAAGGCUGGGAGACACCCGUCCCUGAUAGAGAGGAACAACAUGAAGAUUCAGGACACACUGCACUUGGUCAUGAGGACCCUGUCUUCUCACACGCCCUACUCUAAGUAACCUGGGGUCUCCCGUCUCCGCAAGAGUCCCUGCGUUUGUAAAUGAAGCACACGACCUUAGCCGCUUGAUACGGGAUGAGUAUCAUACUGUCAGUAAGCCUUCAAAAAUGGCCCAAGUGUGCAUCCUAAAGAACAGCUGUGGACGAUUAAAGAAUUCCAGAAAGCCAUUGAAGAACUUAAAAGCACUUUGUCU
Messenger RNA from Oryctolagus cuniculus (rabbit), 1616 nucleotides. The record is from RefSeq and is a predicted model, not a curated record. Lineage: Eukaryota; Metazoa; Chordata; Mammalia; Lagomorpha; Leporidae.